Molecule: messenger RNA, 503 nt
Organism: Phlebotomus argentipes
Lineage: Eukaryota; Metazoa; Arthropoda; Insecta; Diptera; Psychodidae
Product: glutaredoxin-like protein C5orf63 homolog
Exons: 1
Coding region: 1-300 (99 amino acids)
Source: RefSeq, a predicted model, not a curated record
AUGAGAAGGGUGUUUCCCUGGUCUUGCAGGAGACACUCGCACCGCGGAAAGCCCACUGUGACGCUCUUCUCCACCGAGGCGUGCACUCUGUGUCAUGAUGUCGUGCAGGAAUUGCAACCCUUCCAGGAGAGAAUCGAGCUGGAGGUUGUGGAUAUUGGCCGGAAGGAGAAUGUGAGAUUCCUGCGGCUGUACAGAUACGAUAUCCCUGUGAUCUUCCUCAAUGGGGAGUUUAUCAGCGAACAUAGACUGAAUUUGCAGCUCUUCCGGCGGAAACUGGAAGAGUUUGAGCUCUAUGAGUGAAGGUAAAUGCCAAUAAAUCCAUGUUCUCUUAUCAGGAAUCACUGUUUUCUUAUCAGAAAGCGUGAUUUCGCAAGCUUUUCCACGCCACUUAGCGAAGACAAGCACUUCUAAGACGAUUUCCAUUAAGAGAUCUUCUCUUAAAAAUAAGACCAUGUGAAGAUCAUUCAAACGAAAUGGAUAAACCUUUGCUCUAAUCAACUUAA